Molecule: messenger RNA, 438 nt
Organism: Phytophthora nicotianae INRA-310
Lineage: Eukaryota; Oomycota; Peronosporomycetes; Peronosporales; Peronosporaceae
Exons: 2
Coding region: 1-438 (145 amino acids)
Source: RefSeq, a predicted model, not a curated record
AUGAUCCUCGGCCGUCAAUCCAGGAUCGUUGGUCCGUUGGCACACCGGUACAGAUCUCUUUCUACGUUACAUUUUGCUAUCGCGGUACUCGCUCACUCCAGUAUCGUCGCAGCGUUUUCGAAUCCCGAUGAGUCGCAGCUAUUAUCGAAGGCCUCUCCUGAUUUUGUGGCCGAUGCUAUGAUCAGUAGUCACUCCCAGAAGAGAUUCCUUCGGGUCGUAGAUCCAGAAGAUGACAAUUUGACAGCCGCUGAUGAAGAGCGAACUAAGUGGGCGUUUCUCGACGAUGUCAUCGAGAGAGCGAUUGCCGCCGAAACGUUAAAGGGCUUUACGAGAGAGAAGGCCAGUGAAGUGGUUCAGGCUGCAAAGAAGGGUGACGACCUUACGGAAAAGGAGAAAGAAGUCCUAGCUAUCCUCAAAGCCAUGGCCGAUAAGAAUUAG